Molecule: messenger RNA, 1502 nt
Organism: Dryobates pubescens (Downy woodpecker)
Lineage: Eukaryota; Metazoa; Chordata; Aves; Piciformes; Picidae
Gene: ZDHHC15
Product: zinc finger DHHC-type palmitoyltransferase 15
Exons: 11
Coding region: 43-1041 (332 amino acids)
Biological process (GO): synaptic vesicle maturation; peptidyl-L-cysteine S-palmitoylation; protein targeting to membrane
Cellular component (GO): Golgi apparatus; endoplasmic reticulum
Molecular function (GO): protein-cysteine S-palmitoyltransferase activity
Source: RefSeq, a predicted model, not a curated record
CUCAGGCAGACGAUGGCAGAUGCGGCCGGGCUGAGGUGAAAGAUGGCUCUGUCGCGGGGGCUGCGGUGCUGUCAGCGGGCGUUCGCCUGGCUUCCCGUCCUCAUCAUCACUCUCGUCGUUCUCUGGUCCUACUACGCCUACGUCUGUGAGCUGUGUCUGGUGACUCUGAGCAACCCAGUGGAAAAAGUGGCCUAUCUUGUAAUAUUCCAUAUUCUGUUUGUACUCUUUGUGUGGACAUAUUGGAAGUCCAUUUUCACUCUCCCAGUGCAGCCAGGCAAAAAGUACCACAUCUCCUAUGCUGACCAGGAGCGCUAUGAAAAUGAAGAAAGGCCAGAGGUGCAGAGGCAAAUUCUCGCUGAGAUUGCAAGGAAGCUGCCGGUGUACACCAGAACCGGGAGUGGAGGGAUUCGAUUCUGUGAUAGAUGCCAGCUAAUAAAACCUGAUCGUUGCCACCACUGCUCCGUUUGUGCCAUAUGUGUGCUAAAAAUGGAUCACCACUGUCCAUGGGUGAACAACUGCAUUGGAUUUUCUAACUACAAAUUCUUUCUGCUGUUCUUAGCCUAUUCUUUAUUGUAUUGCUUGUAUAUUGCUGCAACAGUCUUCAAGUAUUUCAUUAAGUACUGGACAGGUGAACUGACAAAUGGACGGUCCAAGUUUCAUGUCCUUUUCCUUCUCUUUGUGGCGGUCAUGUUCUUUGUAAGCCUGAUGUUUCUGUUUGGCUACCAUUGCUGGCUCGUCAGCAGAAACAGAUCUACUUUAGAGGCUUUCUCAGCUCCAGUGUUUCAGAAUGGCCCAGAUAAAAAUGGAUUCAAUCUUGGCUUUGUAAAGAAUCUUCAGCAAGUGUUUGGAGAAGAAAAAAAGCUCUGGUUACUACCUAUUGCCUCCAGCCAGGGUGAUGGACACUUCUUCCCAAUGAGAUCUUUGUGUGAAGCUCAGAAUCCUCUCCUAGCUAGUGAAGAGCAGUGGGAAGAUGAUGGAAUAGAUGAAGAGCCUCAUGAUGCUGGUGAAGCUUCAUCCCUUGCCAUAGAAAAGGAGACAUAGCAGCUUGAAAUGCAGCGGUGUAAAGCCUAUUUGGAAAGGUAUUUCUUUCUGCAUUACCUUCAGAGCAGCCACUCUGCAGAGAAGUGGGUAGGCAAGGCUGGGCAGGGUUUGACUUUAGUGGUGCACACUGCACAGUGCUCAUGCAGAGCAUGCUGAAGGCUGUGGUGUGCAGACCUGUAAUGCUGGCUCUGGAGCAGGGCAGCUGGGAGAGCAGUCUGAGCCCACCAAAGGGCAGGGUACUCACCAGAAUACUGGGGUGGUGCAUCUCUGCAUGGUAUCAUUUCACCAAGAUUUCUACAUCUUGUCCAGAAAUAUUUUGUUUAAGGUAAUCCAAAAUUCAGCAGUGGCUAUGCAGUAGCCCUGGGCUGGAUGUUGAUGCAGUUAACACAGGAGCCAAAGGUACUGUUUGUAGGGAGGGUACAAACCCUGCAGCUCCUCUGGUAAAUGUGGCAGGAACAGCU